Molecule: messenger RNA, 1074 nt
Organism: Scheffersomyces stipitis CBS 6054
Lineage: Eukaryota; Fungi; Ascomycota; Pichiomycetes; Serinales; Debaryomycetaceae
Exons: 1
Coding region: 1-1074 (357 amino acids)
Cellular component (GO): nucleus
Molecular function (GO): RNA binding
Source: RefSeq, a predicted model, not a curated record
AUGACAGAAAACAUAAUUACUCAAGUAACACCGGAUUCGUACAGCAGUGCAGCUGUUGGCUACGACGAUUCCAACAACUCUAUCGAUUAUAACUCCAAGAUCCACUUGAAUAUCCGUGGAACUGAGUUUACCAUAACAAGAGACGAAUUGAUGAGUUUGCCCGAAAGCAUCUUGUUGUGCCUUUUCCCAAACGGAGUGUUCUUGGACGUCAAUGGCCAGGUAAUCACAAAUUUGACUGAAGACGACAUUGUCUACGUCAACUUUGAACCGUCUUGUUUCCAAUACAUUAUCGACCAAUUCAGCGAUGCUCAAAGGGAUUUGCUUGAGAUGCCAGCAGUAUCACCGCAAACAAGUUUCCAUGCCACAAGACACCAAGAGAAUGUAUUGCAGAGUAAGCCAGCUAUUAUAGUGUUACGUGAAGACUUGGAUUACUAUGUGAUACCUCCGAUUGCUGGUUUGAACGCAGAACAGAUGAAACAUCUCAAAUUGGAAGUAUCCACCAAACUCAUCCAGAACAAAUAUAUUUUCUCGGGAUUAGGCUAUGAUGUGCACGAAGUGCCUGAGAAGGACCAAAAACUUGGACCUGCCGAACAGCAUUUGUUUGAUAUGCUAUGUUCCUCAGGCUUUGAUUCCCGUGGAUUAUGGGGAAGCAGAUCUCUAGAGCCAUCCAAGUGUGUAAUUCUGUCUUUGCUGUUGGUUCGUCUCAAGACCCAUCCACCCACACCACCAGAAUCACCAUCUUUGUUGCCCACUAACACCAACACUUUGUCACCAGUAACAUCGAAUGCUUCAGCCAGAUCUAGGUCAAGGUCGAGAAUUGCAUCCUUAGCCAACAGCGCUACCAGAGCAGCCUCUAGGUCGUUGUCCAAGUCAAGAAAGCCUGUUGAUAACAACCAGACGAAGUUGCUCUUAUUCUGGAGGAAACCGGCCAGAAAGUGCUGGUGGUCCAAUGAAUCAGCAGAGGUCAGUUUGGAGGUUCCUGACUUGUUCGCUCCAGACACCAAACUGUUGAAUGUGAAGAUUCACAUCAGAAGAGUGUGGACGUUAGAGUUAAGUGUGAUCGGGGUUCAGUAA